This is a messenger RNA of Medicago truncatula (barrel medic), 688 nucleotides long. Its product is annotated as 16 kDa phloem protein 2. NCBI's taxonomy places the organism in Eukaryota, Viridiplantae, Streptophyta, Magnoliopsida, Fabales, Fabaceae. The transcript has 5 exons. Bases 53 to 442 code for a protein of 129 amino acids. The record is from RefSeq and is a predicted model, not a curated record.
UCAUCAAAGAGUAUUUCAAUUUCUAGCUUCUAAGAGAAAAUUGUGGUCAAAGAUGCCUCGUGGGACCCUUGAAGUUGUUCUCAUUGGAGCAAAAGACCUCCAUGACAGUGAUUUGUUCGAGAAAAUGGAUCCCUACGUGAUCCUCUCCUAUCGAUCUCAAGAGCAUAAAAGCAGUGUAGCCAAAAAUGCAGGAUCAAAUCCCCGUUGGAAUGAAAGCUUCCUUUUCACAGUUUCUGACAAUGCUGCUGAGCUUAAUUUAAGGCUAAUGGAUGAAGACACAUUUACCAAGGAUGACUUGCUUGGUGAAGUAAAAAUUCAUUUGGGACCAGUUCUUGAGUAUGGGAGCAUACCAGAAACUGCUUAUAAUGUUGUGAAGCAGCAGAAUUACUGUGGAGAGGUUCAUGUGGCUCUCACUUUUCAUCCUGAGGGUGGGCGGUAUUGAACUUGGCUAGGGCAAAGUCAGAUUGAUUGAUGGAUGGAGAGACUAAAAUAAUAAUUGGUAGUUCUACCAACAUUUCUUGUACUGGCCUAGAAAUUUCUUUGAAACAAAUAAGCAACAAUGGUUAUUAUGUUUGAAACAUAUGCCUUUUGAAUUUCAACUUAAGUUUACCUAACUUAGUAUGUUCUAGUUAUAUUUGGGUAUAUUUCUGCAGUCAAUUCUAUCAUAGAUGACGAGUUAGAACUGCAA